CUGGAGACUAUGGCUUCACUCUGACCUUCGCCUCUGCAGCCACCUGCUCGCUGCCCCCGGCCCCCUCUGGCCCCUUGAGGCCCCCCAGCUUCUGCCUGUGCUGUGAUCCCCCCAGCCGCCGGCACGGCCCCGCCUCCGCUGCCCCGGUGGUGGCCCACGGCCCCCCGGUUGCCAGUGGUGAAACUGGAGUCAUUGAAACGCUGGAAUGAAGAGAGGGGUUUGUGGUGUGAAAAGGGCGUUCAGGUACUACUGACCACCAUCGGCGCCUUCGCGGCUUUUGGCCUCAUGACCAUCGCCAUCAGCACUGACUACUGGCUCUACACAAGAGCUCUCAUCUGCAACACCACCAACCUCACAGCAGGUGAUGACGGACCACCCCAUCGUGGGGGCAGUGGCUCCUCCGAGAAGAAGGACCCUGGGGGCCUCACACAUUCAGGCCUCUGGCGGAUAUGCUGCCUGGAAGGGUUGAAAAGAGGUGUCUGCGUGAAGAUCAACCACUUCCCGGAGGACACGGACUACGACCACGACAGCGCGGAGUACCUGCUCCGAGUAGUCCGGGCUUCCAGCAUCUUUCCUAUCCUGAGCGCCAUCCUGCUGCUGCUCGGGGGCGUGUGCGUAGCUGCCUCCCGCGUCUACAAGUCCAAAAGGAACAUCAUCCUGGGCGCAGGGAUCCUGUUCGUGGCAGCAGGCUUGAGCAACAUCAUCGGGGUGAUUGUGUACAUAUCGGCCAACGCCGGCGAGCCUGGCCCCAAGAGGGACGAGGAGAAGAAAAACCACUACUCGUACGGCUGGUCCUUCUACUUCGGCGGGCUGUCCUUCAUCCUGGCUGAGGUGAUCGGAGUACUGGCCGUCAACAUCUACAUCGAGCGCAGCCGCGAGGCACACUGCCAAUCACGCUCGGACCUGCUCAAGGCCGGCGGCGGCGCGGGCGGCAGUGGCGGGAGCGGCCCCUCGGCCAUCCUCCGUCUGCCCAGUUACCGCUUCCGCUACCGCCGCCGCUCCCGCUCCAGCUCCCGAGGCUCCAGCGAGGCGUCGCCAUCCCGGGAUGCGUCUCCCGGCGGCCCCGGGGGCCCGGGCUUCGCCUCCACGGACAUCUCCAUGUACACGCUCAGCCGCGACCCGUCCAAGGGCAGCGUGGCUGCGGGGCUGGCGAGCGCCGGUGGCGGCGGCAGCGGUGCCGGCGUGGGUGCCUACGGCGGGGCGGCCGGGGCGGCGGGGGGCGGCGGGGCGGGCUCGGAGCGGGACCGCGGGAGCUCGGCGGGUUUUCUCACGCUGCACAACGCCUUCCCCAAGGAAGCGGCGUCCGGCGUCACGGUCACAGUCACCGGACCGCCCGCUGCACCCGCGCCCGCGCCCGCGCCGCCCGCUCCUGCAGCGCCCGCGCCCGGGACCCUGUCCAAAGAGGCCGCGGCGUCCAACACCAACACGCUCAACAGGAAAACCACGCCCGUGUAGGGGCGUGCGCCCUCGCGGGGGAGCCGGGGGGCGUGUCCGGGGCGCGUGCGCGGGCGCGCGUGCAACGAGGCCGCCGGAUCAGGGUGCCCCCCAGGUCUAUCCCCGCGAGCGCGCUGGACACCGCUGGGCCUUCUAGCCCCUCUCCGCACCCUCUACCCGCCCCUGGGGGCGUGGGGAACCCCGUCACGCUCCGAAACAGGGACCCUUGGGGAGGGGGACGGGACGGGAAAGGGGUUCCAGCGUGGGAGCGCUGUGUUUUAUUUUUGUGUUGGGAAGAUUUCAGGGGAGGGAGGGAGGGCCCGUGGUGUUUUUUGCAGUUUUGAGAUGUUUUCUUUUUAAAUGUUUUGCUGUGUGCAUGUGGAGGCGGGGCGGGGGGAGGGGAGGGAGGGACUCCCAGCCCAGCCCAGCCCAGCCCAGCCCAACUCCUGGAGAGGGGCACAUAACACAUGAAUAUAGGGUUACAUCUACAACUAUAUAUACACAUGUUCUGUAUAAAGAGACCAGCAGAAGGCAAAGGCCAAGGGAGAGACGCGCUCACAUUUAGUUCACUUUUUCAUCUUUCAACAAGGGCUUAUUAAGCACCUACUGUGUACCAGGUGAUGGUACAGAAGGUGGUGCUAGAGAGGAGGGGACAUAAACGCAAGGCGCAUCCGUUCAUUCA
Messenger RNA from Mus musculus (house mouse), 2116 nucleotides. It is a transcript of the gene Cacng8, whose product is annotated as calcium channel, voltage-dependent, gamma subunit 8. The record is from RefSeq and is marked validated. The transcript has 4 exons. Gene Ontology annotation, cellular component: membrane; postsynaptic density membrane; synapse. Gene Ontology annotation, biological process: calcium ion transmembrane transport; calcium ion transport. NCBI's taxonomy places the organism in Eukaryota, Metazoa, Chordata, Mammalia, Rodentia, Muridae.